Molecule: messenger RNA, 3569 nt
Organism: Ficedula albicollis (Collared flycatcher)
Lineage: Eukaryota; Metazoa; Chordata; Aves; Passeriformes; Muscicapidae
Gene: SCD
Product: stearoyl-CoA desaturase (delta-9-desaturase)
Exons: 6
Coding region: 176-1258 (360 amino acids)
Biological process (GO): response to fatty acid; unsaturated fatty acid biosynthetic process
Cellular component (GO): endoplasmic reticulum membrane
Molecular function (GO): palmitoyl-CoA 9-desaturase activity; stearoyl-CoA 9-desaturase activity; iron ion binding
Source: RefSeq, a predicted model, not a curated record
CGCGCAGAGCCCGGCCCCGCCAGCCGCCGAGCAAGCAGCCCCCCUUAAAUACCUCGGCAGCCGCCUCCGCGAGUGCACAGCUCGCCGAGCGAGGAGCCGAGCGGAGCCAGCCUCUCGCCAGCGCCAGGACCUGCGCGCCCGCGUACCGCCGCCCAGCAGCCGAGACACGGCCCCCAUGCCUGCGCACUUGCUGCAGGAGGAGGAGUUCUCCUCCACCUCCAGCACCACUGCUGUUGGCACAGUCACCUCCCGGGUGACCAGGAAUGGAAAUGCCGUCGUGGAGAAGGACUUACUCAAUCAUGAGGACUUGGCAGGAGACAGGGGCAUGAUAGACGAUAUCUUUGAUGAGACCUACCGGGAGAAAGAGGGCCCCAAGCCCCCUCUGCGAUACGUCUGGAGGAAUAUCAUCCUCAUGAGCCUGCUGCACCUAGGGGCCCUAUUCGCCUUGACACUGAUACCUUCUGCGAAGAUCCAGACUCUGGCAUGGGCUGUUCUAUGUUUCCUGGUGAGUGCUCUGGGGAUCACAGCUGGAUCUCACCGCCUCUGGAGUCAUCGGUCCUACAAAGCCACGCUGCCCCUGCGCAUCUUCCUGACUAUUGCCAACUCCAUGGCCUUCCAGAAUGACAUCUAUGAGUGGGUGCGGGACCACCGUGUCCACCACAAGUUCUCAGAAACAGACGCAGACCCGCACAACGCCAUGCGGGGCUUCUUCUUCUCCCACAUCGGCUGGCUGCUGGUGCGCAAGCACCCCGAUGUCAUCGAGAAGGGACAGAAGCUGGACCUCAGUGACAUAAAGGCUGACAAAGUGGUGAUGUUCCAGCGCAGAUACUACAAGCCCUCAGUGGUGUUGCUGUGCUUCACACUGCCAGCUGUAGUGCCCUGGUACUUCUGGGAUGAAUCCAUCGUCAUCAGCUUCUUCAUUCCAGCCAUCCUGCGCUACACCCUAGGGCUCAAUGCCACUUGGCUAGUGAACAGUGCUGCUCACAUGUUUGGCAACCGGCCGUAUGACCAGAACAUCAACCCGCGGGAGAACCCCCUGGUCAGCCUGGGGGCCCUAGGAGAAGGCUUCCACAACUACCACCACACCUUCCCCUAUGACUACUCCACCAGUGAGUUUGGCUGGCGCUUCAACUUAACCACAGCCUUCAUUGACCUCAUGUGCCUGCUGGGGCUGGCCAGUGAUCGCAAGAAGGUCUCCAAGGAGGUCAUCCUGGCUCGGAAAAUGCGGACUGGAGAUGGAAGUCACAAGAGUGGCUGAGCUCCUGCUCCCUUUCACACACACAUCCACACCUCUCCUUCCUCCUUUUUUCUCCCUUUCUUCCUUCCCAACCUCUCCAAACACUCUGGACAAAAGUUUAAUGUUCUGUUAACUAACUACUGAAUAACGCUACCAGUUUGCUUGAGAUAAUGAUAAUGAGUUUUAACGCCCCCCUCCCACGCUGCAUUUUGCGUGAUGUAUUUAAGAUCUAGGACUCUGCCUUUAUAACACAAGGCCACCCUAUCCCCCCCUCUCCUUUUCCUUUCUGUUUUCCUCUCCAGCCUCUCUAACCUGCCUCCUGCUAUACAUUGUCCCGGUCUCUACCUGGAAGAGAAGCUGGUGGGAAGUCACCUGGGGAGGCCCAUUGCAGUUGGCUAUGUAGUGUUUAGUUAAGGGAAGCCUGUACCAGCCAGAGGAAGAGUUGAGCCAAAGUCAGUGACCCUCUCCCCACUACCUUCCCCCUAAAGUUUCUGCCACUGUCCCUACUCUUUUCUCAAGGGCUGCUGACAGACAUGACAUGGCUAAACUGCUCUUCCUGGGAAAAGCAGCCCCAUCCCUUGCUCUUGCCAUCAGAAAGAAGGGUUGUUUCUUUCCAAGAUGUUUCUUGGGAAGUGCUCUCCCCUGCUCCUCACCAUCUAGCCACUCUGGCUGGGGAGAGGAGAGUGCCCAGACUCUCUCAGAUCCCCAGACAGGUCCACCAGUGGCCGGGGGAUGGGGCUACAGUAGUGGGCACUGGAGGGGGAGUGCUGGUGGCCUUAAUUCCCACUCCCUCUGGUGUCACAGCCUCCCUCAGUGCACUGCCCUCUGUGCCACAAGGGACUGAAGGCAGACUGUGACCCUGCGCUCCACAGUUGUUUUGGAGAGCCACAAUGUGGAGGAGGACAGAUGGAGGGGUGUGCCACUGGCUGCCAAGGGGCUGCACCAGCUCAUAGUGAGUUUUGCUCACCUCCACUGCUGAGAUUUUUGCUGGCAAAUGGGACUUUGCCAAAAUGGAGAGGAGGAGAAGGACAUAAACCAAAGCUCCACCUCUGAGUUAAGCUGCUUUAUGUGCUGGAAUAACAGGGUCCCUUCUGGGUGGCAGGCAGAUCCACAUCUUUGCUGAGCACAGGGACAGGACAAGGGAGCACCUGCAGGUGUAGGGAGGAGUGAGGGUGUCUACAGGAGCAGGGACUUUUAUCCCCGGGGGCUCCACUCAACAAGUGCCUGAGAAACACCAGGGUGGGGCCAGGUGGCACAGGGGGCUUGAGGAAGUUGAGACCUCAGGGUGAGACACUGCCACCAGUGUGAGCUACCUCUGUGCUUUCCUGCCCAGGGUCCGCUGUGUCGGUUUGCUGUUCCCUGCUGCCCAGAGGGAGUGGGAAGGAGAGGCAGAAACAGCUCCUUGUUAGUCCCUUCGCUUGCCUCCCAGCCCCCUCGGCGAGCCAUGCUGCCACCUCACUCCUUUGCCAGUGAGCCAGGCAGCGAGGGCGGCUGAGCCUGCAGAAAGGUCAGUUACAUCACUGAGCCCGUGUGGGCAUGCAGCUGGAGGGCACUGGGGGAAAAAGCCCAUGUGGGCGUUGUUUCCUGCAAGCUGCAGAGACCAGCUUGAGUUCAGGCGGUCGGUUACAUUCUGGAUGUUAUGGCGUCAUGCCCCUCACUGAGCUGAACAUGCUUUUUCCCCUUUAAUUCUCCUAGUUAUUAUUAAUUUUUAUUACUAUUAUUAUUAUUAGUUGUAGCAAUAGUACUGUUUUUGUUGCUUCAAUGCAUCAAUCGGAGCUGGAGGAAAGCACAAGAGGUAGCUGGAACAAAGUGACAUUGGAGUGGGGUUUGCAGCAUCUCCCUUAUUCAGGCAGGCCAGGGAAGGCAGAGACAGUGCAGAUGCCAACUUCCUCACCUCAGCUCUGCCACGUCGCAGCCAGGGAAGCUUCACGGGAGAGAGUGUCUGCAGCUUUGUUUCCUCCUGCUGCAGUGAAACUCACCAGGAGCCAGGAUAGCUCUGUGAUAUUCUCCUUAACAAGAACAAGCUUGUUACUCAGAAAAUGAGUCUGUCUCCUCACCUUCCCCUCCCUGCCACCACCACGACCUUGUUUUUGCUCAGCAAUGGGACCCUUUGAGUUUUUGAGCCGUAAGGAGUGAUGUGGUCUCCAGCCAAGAGGAACAAGGACAAAUGAAGAAGAGAGUCCUUCAGCUCCUGGUUUCAGGGGACAGUGUCCUCACUGCUCUGAGGCUCUUGAUUGCCUGGUUGCUGGCUGGAGCAAAGGGACUUGUGGCUAGAGCAGUAUCCUACCAUUUGAAAAAAAAAAAAAAAAAGAAAAAGCUCCCCAAAAAAAGA